AUGGCAACUUAUAAGAAUGAGGCAAGCAUGAAAGAAGAAGAUAUAGAUGUCCCGGAUAGUGUCAUAACAGGUUCUAAUGCACCUAGUUUUUGCUUGUUGGAUAUCCAGGAUUCAAUCUGUACAUUAUAUAUUUACCUUUAUAUAGACGGUGAUGUGAGAGUGGAUAAAGUAGUCUUCCAAAAGGACAUGGAAUCCGAAGAGUGCAACGACUAA
Molecule: messenger RNA, 213 nt
Organism: Arxiozyma heterogenica
Lineage: Eukaryota; Fungi; Ascomycota; Saccharomycetes; Saccharomycetales; Saccharomycetaceae
Gene: VPS29
Product: retromer subunit VPS29
Exons: 1
Coding region: 1-213 (70 amino acids)
Source: RefSeq, a predicted model, not a curated record